Messenger RNA from Jaculus jaculus (lesser Egyptian jerboa), 1419 nucleotides. RefSeq names its product matrix metallopeptidase 1 (gene Mmp1). Gene Ontology annotation, cellular component: extracellular matrix. Gene Ontology annotation, biological process: proteolysis; extracellular matrix organization; collagen catabolic process. NCBI's taxonomy places the organism in Eukaryota, Metazoa, Chordata, Mammalia, Rodentia, Dipodidae. The transcript is spliced from 10 exons. Bases 1 to 1419 code for a protein of 472 amino acids. Gene Ontology annotation, molecular function: metalloendopeptidase activity; zinc ion binding. The record is from RefSeq and is a predicted model, not a curated record.
AUGCCCAGUCUUCCUUUGUUGUUGCUGCUGCUGCUCCUCUGGGCUGUGGCUUCUCGUGGAUUUCCAGCAUUUUCGGAAGCCCACCUGUGCGACGUGGAGAUGGUCCAGAGAUACCUGGAAAACUACUACAGUUUGAAGGAUGAGAGCAUGCUAAGCCAGAUGAUGCGAGGCAGUGGGUUGGUGGCUGACAAGCUGAAACAAAUGCAACAGUUCUUUGGACUGAAGGUGACUGGGAAGUCAGAUCCGGAAACGCUGAGGGUGAUGGUGAAGCCCAGAUGUGGAGUGUCAGAUGUGGCUGCUGGGUACACCAUCAGCCCUUACUACACUCACUUUGGUACUUGGGGGAAAACGAAUCUGACUUACAGGGUUAUAAAUUACACACCAGAUUUGCCAAUACCAGUUGUGGACCUUGCUUUUGAGAAAGCCUUUCAAGUCUGGAGUAAUGUCGCAUCACUGACAUUCUCCAGGGUCUCUGAGGGUGAAGCAGAUAUAAUGAUCUCCUUUGUUAGCGGAGAUCAUUACGACAAUAAUCCCUUUGAUGGACCUGGAGAAAAACUAGCUCAUGCUUUUCAACCUGGCCCAAGGCUUGGAGGUGAUAUUCAUUUUGAUGAGGAUGAAAGGUGGACCAAUAAUAAUGAAGAAUUCAACUUGUAUUACGUUGCGGCUCAUGAGGUGGGUCACUCCCUUGGACUCGCUCAUUCUCCUUACAUUGGAUCUUUAAUGUACCCCAGCUACACGAAGUUCACUGGUGAGGUCAUGCUAUCUCAAUUUGACAUUGAUGUCAUCCAAGCUUUAUAUGGACCUUCCCUGAAUCCUGUCCAGCCAACAAGCCCACAAAUCCCACAAGCAUGUGAUCGUAGGCUGACAUUUGAUGCUGUAACUACAAUUCGAGGAGAUGUAAUGUUUUUUAAAGACAGGUUUUAUCUGCGUAAAAUUUCCUUCAUGCGAGAAAUUGAGCUCCACUAUAUCGCUACUCUCUGGCCACAUCUGCCAAGUAGACUUGAUGCUGCUUAUGAAUUUACUACUGAAGAUGAGGUCAGGUUUUUCAAAGGAAGUAGAUAUUGGGCUGUUCAGGGAGAGACUCCACUGGCCGGCUACCCCAGGAGCAUCCACCACUCCUUUGGCUUCUCAAGACAAGUGAAGCAUAUCGAUGCUGCAGUUUAUCAUGAAGAUACUGGAAAAACUUACUUCUUCACUGAUAACAUGUACUGGAGGUAUGAUGAAUAUCAACAGUCCAUGGAUGCAGGCUACCCCAAAUUUACAGCACACGACUUUCCUGGAAUUGUUCGCAAGGUUGAUGCAGUUUUUGAGAAACAAGGAUUUUUCUAUUUCUUUCAUGGAGCAAAACAAUAUAAAUUUAAUCUUCAACAAAAGAGAAUUGAGUCUUAUGCCAAAGCCAACAGGUGGUUCAACUGCUAA